Molecule: messenger RNA, 927 nt
Organism: Cimex lectularius (bed bug)
Lineage: Eukaryota; Metazoa; Arthropoda; Insecta; Hemiptera; Cimicidae
Gene: mRpL9
Product: 39S ribosomal protein L9, mitochondrial
Exons: 5
Coding region: 79-870 (263 amino acids)
Biological process (GO): translation
Cellular component (GO): ribosome; mitochondrion
Molecular function (GO): structural constituent of ribosome
Source: RefSeq, a predicted model, not a curated record
CAUUAGUAUAACAGCGUGUAACCUUCACAAUCAAGCAUACCUUCUUGAAGUUUUUUUGUAUUCUAAUAUUUUUUUAAAAUGAAUAGUUUAAUUAAUAAAACUAUUGGUUUAAGCCUCGUCCCGUGUACAGGAGGACUUACUGGAACGUUUUCCAAAAGGUUCACUUACAUCCUUAAGAGGCGAUAUCCAGUGACUCGACUGCCAAAAAAUUACAAAGAAGCUAAAUUUAAAGGGAAAAAUUAUAUAUACGAUUUGAUUGAAGAUACUUCUUCAAAAAAACAGAGGGAUGUCCAAGUGAUUCUGAAAACAUUUGUUGAAGGCAUUGGAAGAACAGGCUCUUUGGUGACAUUACAGCGAAAUUACGCUUAUAACCAUCUCUUACUUCCUGGCCUGGCUGAAUAUGCCUCACCUGAGGCAAUUGCAAAAGCAGCAACUGCUUCCAAAGAAGAAUCAGAUGCCAGUUCACCAUUUGCCCCGAUGACCCAGAAAUAUCUGAAUCGCUUAAUUUUAAAUGUCAUUAUGAACAAAGACGUCGAAUGGACUCUUGAACCAUGGCACCUUAGAGUCGCCUUUAGAAAAGCAGGCUGCAUUCUGCCACAAAACAGUAUCAUUCUACCUGAAAAACCGAUCAAAGGCCCUGAUCUCUCCUUAGAAAACAAAAUGUUUCUAGUCAAAGUGAAAAUUAAUAACAAAGAAAUAGCUACGGUGAGAUGUCUGCUGCAUCAUUGGAGCACCAACCCUGCAGACAAACUUCCCUAUAUCGUAAAUCCUUGGUUUAAUGAGCCUGAACCAAUGUUUGAGGAAGAUAGAGAAACAAUAAACAAUUUGCCUGUCAUUACUCCCAAAGAUAGGACUGCCAGACAAAAUUAAAUGUGCUGUAUGUUUUAAACAAUUGUAAAUAAAAUAGUGUUAUUAUUUUCCAAAUUA